Molecule: messenger RNA, 1664 nt
Organism: Puma concolor (puma)
Lineage: Eukaryota; Metazoa; Chordata; Mammalia; Carnivora; Felidae
Source: RefSeq, a predicted model, not a curated record
GGAGGGACGACGCGCUGGCGGGAGGGACUAUGGCCCAGGGCACGGUGAUCCAUGUGGCCCCGGAGGAGCCCACCUAUGCCGUGUGUGUCCUGGGCACCGAAAGUCAGCUGGAUGUCUACAGGCCGGACAUCUGUGGUCCUCGAUGGUGCCCACGGGACUGUCUGGGACAUUUCCUUCAAAGUGGCACCGCUGCCUCAACCUGGACCGCGGUCCAGAUUUCAUACUAUGGAUCGAAGACCAGCCCGAUCCAAGCCCUGCUCUAUGUCACUGGUGUCGAAAUCUCCUUGAGCGCGGACAUCACCCGCACUGGCAAAGUGAAGCCUGCCGGAGCCCAGAAAGGCCAGGUCCCAGGUUUGACCCAAGAGCAGAAAUUUGGGUUGGGCAGCGGACCCGAACAUGGGGCCCGGAGGAGGCACGGGGAGACGCAGCACUGGUCCCAGGUGUUAUCUGGCUGCUGUGUGACCGUGGACCUACAGGACAUGUCCCUGGUGACCCUGAACACGAACACCCCCAGGGACUUCUUCGCCAGGCACCAGCUGCUGCUCCAUGUGGCCAAGUCGGAGAUGGACAAAGUCAGGGUGUUCCAAGCCAGCCGAGGCAAUCAGAUCUCCAGGUACAGGGAGGUCCUGGGGCCAAAGCAGCCCUGUCACCCCCUGGAACUCCCGGGGGGCCAGCACAGCACAGACUUCUAUGUGGAGGGCCUCGCUUUCCCAGACGCCAACUUCCCGGGGCUCAUUUCCCUCGCCGUCUCCCUACUGGACACAUCCAACCCGGAGCUCCCCAAGACCCUGAUUUUCCAAGACAGUGUGGUCUUCCGUGUGGCCCCCUGGAUCAUGACCCCCAACACUCAGCCCCCUGAGGAGGUGUACGUGUGCAGGAUGCUUGAGAACGAGGACUUCCUUAAGUCUGUGACCGCGCUGACCCAGGAAGCCAAGUGCCAGCUGACCGUGUGCACCAGGGAGCAGAGUGUGGGGGACCGGUGGAUGCAGGACGAGAUAGAGGUCGGCUACAUCCAAGCCCCGCACAAGACACUGCCCGUGGUCUUUCGUGUGCAGAACAUGGUCAAGGGUAUCACGCUGGGCUUCCGUUACAAGAUGAGGCCCGUGCCCGCUCGCUCCUCCACCGACGUCAUCGUUCGGGAGAAUGACGCUCUCGGUCCGGAUUUUGGCUACGUGACUCGAGGGCCCCAAACAGGAGAGGUUUCUGACCUCGACUCCUUUGGUAACCUGGAAGUGAGCCCCCCGGUCAAGGUUGGGAGGAAGAAAUACCCUCUGGGCAGGAUCCUCAUUGGGAGCAGCUGCUACCCCAGCAAGGAGAGCCAGGAGAUGCACCAGGCCUUGCAAGACUUCCUCAGCGCCCAGCAGGUGCAGGCGCCCGUGAAGCUCUACUCCGACUGGCUCUUUGUGGGCCACGUGGACGAAUUCCUGAGCUUCGUCCCGGUGCACAAGGGCUUCCGGCUGCUCCUCGCCAGCCCCAGGUCCUGCUACAGGCUGUUCCAGGAGCAGCUGAAGGAGGGCCACGGCGAGGCUCUGCUAUUUGAAGGGGUCAAGAAAAAAAAACAGAAAAUAAAGGACGUUCUGUCCAAUGAGAAAUUGAGAGAAGAUAAUUCGUACGUGCAGGUACCAGCCUGGGUGCCGGAGACGCCGCAGUCCGGGCAGACCUAA